This is a messenger RNA of Bolinopsis microptera, 3072 nucleotides long. Its product is annotated as ubiquitin-conjugating enzyme E2 K-like. Gene Ontology annotation, molecular function: protein binding. The coding region runs from base 1803 to 2573 and encodes 256 amino acids. The record is from RefSeq and is a predicted model, not a curated record. Lineage: Eukaryota; Metazoa; Ctenophora; Tentaculata; Lobata; Bolinopsidae. The transcript has 5 exons.
AAAUAAUUUGAUCAAUGCUGCCGUGGAAUGUGAUAAUACGAGUUUUAACCCCCAUAGCAACAACCAUUGCGGGGCGAAUGCUUACUAAUCCGGACACAGUUAACAAAAUAGCCAACUCUGGUGCUAUGAGGCAGAUUGCUAGAAGCGCUGCUAGGAUGAAAGUUAAAGCUGAGAAUGCCAUAGAAACUCAACCAGAACUUCAGAAGUUAGCCAAGGAGUUUGGAAAGGAUUUCAAAUCUGGCAAGAGGUGAUGAUCAGUCAAGGUCUUGUUAGCCACCUUGUGACUGGCUACGUGCCUGCCUUGUGAUGAUGUGAAACAACAACACCCCUGAUGUUUCAACCCUAAAGGCUGCAAACCCUCAAUAAAAGUGGUUACCCUCAGUUCCCAUUCAGUUUCAGACAGUGGCGCUCUCACUAAAACAGUUUAGUUCUCUAAUACACCCUCUACAAGUAAAGACAAUGAGAAUUAUUACGAAUUCUAUCCCCGUGACAACGUGGAGUUUCAUAAGCAUGCUAUGCUCUGAAAUGUUUCCAUUUAAAUGUACAUUGUAUAGUUACAAAGCAAUCCCCCAUAUGGUAUUGGUAGUGUGGGAAGUAUACAGCUCAUUUAGUACUGAAAAGAGUUGUGUAUAAUUUGAUUAUUCAUAACAUGUGAUUGGCGUAUCGGCCUCGUGGCCUAAUGGCUAAGGCGUCUGACUUCGAAUCAGAAGAUUGGGGGUUCGAGUCCCUUCGGGGUCGAUUACUUUUUGCGCUCGGAUAGCUCUGCCUGUGCUCCAUAUUUUAUUACCAAUUGGAACAAAAUGCUAAUUAGCAAAAUUCGAUGACCACUAAUUAUAGCAGAUAAUGUUACUUCCGGUUUUGGAAGUUUACACGGGUACUCCUAAGAUUAGUCUAGAAUGUUCUAGAAUGUUCUACUCAGGCAUUUAUGUGUUGCUCACUGCUCAGGGUUAAUGAAUAAGAGGUAGACUCUAACACUGCUAAUUGUCACAUCCGUUUAUGAUGUUAAUUUAUUUUGAAUAUGAAGGAGAUUUGUAUUAAGUUAUUACAGUAAAUGAUGGAUUUUUAUUAUUUUGGAAAUUUUGUUUGACUAUAAUUACAUCCGGUCCCUCAAUUGUCCGUCAUAUUGAAAUUGAUCGUGAUUCAUGUUUCACGAAUGCUCCUCAUUUUGGAAUUAGUUGUAAAGAAUCAGUUUAUUGUUUUCACAAGUUCAAAAAGUAAUUUUGUUCAGGAAAUGUCCCUCAGGAAUAUGACAUCCGGAUUUUAAUUAAGACUAGCACUUUCUUCGUGGUAAUAUCUCGACAGAUUGAUAAUUGUAUCAACUAGUAGAUCUGUAAGACAAAGAUCUCUGUGAUAUCUAUCACUCAACAAGGAAUCAAAUAUUAUUCUCGAAGUUUCUGUUCAGUAUUUGUGUCAAAUAUGGCUCCAUUAGGCGGCAUACUAAGAUUUCUAACGAUGAUCGUCACUCCCGUUUUGGGGAGAUUUGUCAACGAUCCUAACAUUGUAAACAAGAUGUCAAACUCGACUCCUAUGAGAAUAGCUGCUAGACUAGCUGUUAGACUGAAAAUAAAGUACGAGGAUAUGGCGGAGGAGAAAAAGAAAGUUGGUAAGAAGGAUGAAAAUGGGAAACAGCAGGAUCAGACUGAUAAUAGCUCGACUAAAGAAAAGAUUAGUCGUGUCCGGAGUCGGACUCAUUAUGAGCAGACGGUGGAAAAGCUGAAGUUCAAACGCAAAAGGUGAAUUGUGAGACGGUCGCAUCUUCAAGUUCCCUUCUGGCUCUAUCAUUCUUAAUUUUUUUUAACCCGAUGUCGAAGCGGAGGAAUUUAAAGAAGCCGAGCUAUGUUAUAUCAGACAGCGAGGAUGAUGAAGAUUUCGUGCUUCCAGCUGCUAAACGAACAAAGUCUUCUCAGGACAAGACCCGGAAUAUUAGAAGUAACGUGGGAGAUAGAGCGCUGGAAAGGGAGGUGGAGAGAGCGAAACAGUUGUCAUUGAAUGAAAACAAGGCGGGGGGAGAUAAGACGUGCACGGCCACAGGGUCAAACAAGGAAAAUUCCAACAAGAGGAAGUCGAAACAAUCAAACUCUGGUGGUGCGGUGAUAAAGAGACAGUCCAAAGCUAUUAUUAUUAGUUCUCAGAGUGGUUCAGAUGCUUCUCAACCUACCCCCAACAUUAACGCUAUAAAGAAGGUAUCCCCACGAAAGGGGUCGCGAAAUGAGGGAAAAACCAAAGUAGCUGCCGUAAAACCUUUAGGAUCUGAUAGCGACGAAGAGUUUAGCAUAGCUACUCCAGAAUCUAGUGAACCAUCCUCUUCAGAGUCAGAUUUCAAAAUUUCUCAGAUCUCAGAGGAAGAGAAAGAGGAGAGGACCUCUGACGAAGAGUUCAAACUCAGUUCAGAAGAUGAGUUUACUCCGACAAAGGAGAAAGUGAAACCUAGGGUGAAACAGAACGCGAAGUCAGCACCCAAAACUCCUGUCAAUGCGAAUAAACAAUCUGCACCUGCUAUAACUGCGAGUGCUAUUAAUACCCCUACAGUGACCAGUAUAUCUUCAAGUUCAAAACCUGGGGAACCGUCCUGAAAAACCAAAAGUGGCCGCCAAUUUAACUUCUAGUUCUAGUUCUAGUUCUAGUUCUAGGACGCCUCAACCAUCCCACAGGCAGAGAAAAACAUUAACAUCAACAAACUCAAGUGGGGCUAAAACUGUGAAUAUUCCUGCUCUUCUGAGUAGCAGCCAGUCCCCUAGUGCUGCCCAGAGUCCUUUGGGGGUGAAAAUAGGACUGUCUAAAAACGCCAAGUUCAAAUCCCUUCAUGCGAAUAUCAAAAGGCAGUGAAUUCUGGCUGAACUAGAGCACUUAUUCUGGAAUAUUUGCUGUUUUUGAAUUUUCUAAGUUAAUAGUUGUUAUGAAUGCCGAAUUAUAAACAUCUUUAUGCCAAAGUUUUAUUAUGGAUGACUUUCAUUUUGUAGUUUGACACUGCUUUAAGUUUAAUUUAACAUUAUUUUACGUAAUCAUGUAACGCUUUAUAAAACUGUUGAUUAUAUAAUGCUGUACACCGAUUAUAUUACUGUUAGUUAACCA